Molecule: messenger RNA, 3720 nt
Organism: Closterium sp. Naga37s-1
Lineage: Eukaryota; Viridiplantae; Streptophyta; Zygnematophyceae; Desmidiales; Closteriaceae
Source: the annotation of a GenBank genome assembly
AUGCCGACGCCGGUUAGAUACGCCGUCUGCGGCGCGAUUAUCGUUGGUUCUGCCGGCGUGGGGUUCGCGGCCGGCAGCAAGUUUCAGCCGCCUGUGGGGCAGGUGGCUGGUGCCGUGGUGCUCGGCGUGCUUGGCGCGGGAGCCGCGCACGUGGUGAACUCUGCUAGUAAGGAGGUCGCUGCGGCGGAUUUGCACAACACGCUUGUGCGCUUAUCGGAUCCGCUUCAACUGAGACGAGGCGAGGCUGCGGAUAUCGCAAACAAGUAUGGCGUGAGCUUGGAGGAUGAGAGGUACCGGGCGGAAAUGAAGGAUCUCUACGAGAAAUUUGUGUCGUCCGUGAUUCCUCCCGGCAACGAGCCGCUGAGGGGCGACGAGUCGGAUCUGAUCUCGCGCUUCAAGGCGUCGAUGGGCCUUGAGGACGAGGAUGCGGCUGCUGCUCAUAUCGAGUCCGUGCAGGUGGGGCGGCGCAUUUUCCGCCAGAGGCUGGAGACGGGCGACAAGGAGGCCGCCUUUGAGGAGCGACAGUCGUUCCAGAAGCUGGUGUACGUGUCGAACCUGGUGUUUGGCGAGAAGUCCAAGUUCCUGCUGCCGUGGAAGCGCAUCUUCAAAGUCAGCGACGCGCAGGUCGACAUCGCCGUGCGCAACAACUCACAGGCGCUUCUGCAGGCGCAGCUCGACGCCAGCAAGGGAGAUUUCACAGUGGACAACCUCAAGGAACUCCGGGCGCUGCAGAAGAAGUACAAGCUCUCGGACGAUACCCCUUCCCUCGUCCUUCCCUCCUCUCCCCCCCUUCCCUCGUCCUUCCCUCCUCUCCCCCCCUUCCCUCGUCCUUCCCUCCUCUCCCCCCCUUCCCUCGUCCUUCCCUCCUCUCCCCCCCUUCCCUCGUCCUUCCCUCCUCUCCCCCCCUUCCCUCGUCCUUCCCUCCUCUCCUCCCCUUCCCUCCCCAUCAUCACCGCAGGGACAUGGCGAAGGGACACGGCUAAGGUGGUGGACGACUUGGAUGCCAUGAGGGCAUACAAUGCACAUCUGGCUGCGCUCGCCAAGGCUGCUGCUCCUGACGACCUCCUGCCCGGCAUUGGCCCCGUCUCCGUCUUCGGUGGCGGGUACGACACGGACAGGCAGAUGGACGAUCUGAAGCUGCUCUACAAGACAUACCUCUCGGAGGCCCUCACUGCUCCCCGCCUCACCUCCGCCCAGAUGGACGAUCUGAAGCUGCUCUACAAGACGUACCUCUCGGAGGCCCUCACCGCCCCCCGCCUCACCUCCGCCCAGACGGAAGCGCUGGCGGAGCUGAGGAAUACCUUUGGGAUGGGCAAGAGGGAGGCGGAGGAGGCAUCAGACGAGAUUUUACUGAUGUGUGAUACGGAAGCGCUGGCGGAGCUGAGGAAUACCUUUGGGAUGGGCAAGAGGGAGGCGGAGGAGGCAUCAGACGAGGUGACGCGCAAGGUGUACCGCCGCAAGCUGGCGAACCUCGUCACGGGCGGCGAACUGGACCGGGCGGCAAGCAAGGCCGAGGUGCUGCAGGAGCUCUGCGACUCUCUCAAGUUCGACCCUGAGAAGGCUGCCCAGAUUCAUGAAGGGUGGCAAGCAAAGGCCGAGGUGCUGCAGGAGCUCUGUGUUUCGCUCAAGUUCGACCCCGAGAAGGCGGCUCAGAUUCACGAAGAGAUCUACCGGCAGAAGCUGCAGCAGUGUCUGGCGGACAAGUCUCUCAGCGACGAGGACGUAUCAGCUCUGAACCGCCUGCGCGUGCUGCUGUGCGUGCCCAAGUCAGCGGUCGACAAGGCCCACGGGGACAUCUGCGGGGGAAUCUUCACCAAGGUGGUGGACGAUGCCAUCGGCGCCGGUAUCGACGGCUACGAUGGCGACAUGAGGGAUGCUGUCAGGGCCGCCGUGAAGGGGCUCCGGCUGCCGCUGCAGUCUGCUUUGGAAAUUGCUACCAAGGCGGUGAGUACACUGUUGGGGCUGGGGAGUGCUGGGUUGGUUGGGAAGCAGCAACCGAGGGAGGGCCGCUGUCAAGGGGCUGCGGCUGCCACUGCAGUCUGCUCUGGAAAUUGCCACCAAGGCGGACUAAGGCUUCUGAGAGGUGAGGAGGCAAUGAGGCAUGAGCGUCUCUUCCUUCCCCCUCGAGAGAUGCGAGCUGUGUUCCUGACAUACAUCAAGCGCGCACGAGGCACCAUGAGCCGUGCGGAAGGUGCAAGGGAGCCUCAUUUAGAUGGUCAUCUUCUCCAACCUCACCUCGCUUUCCUCCCCUCCUUGUACAUGACCCUCCUCCCCGCUCUCCCGCCCUCUGAGUCUUUCUUUUCCCAGGUGCGAGCCGUCUUCCUCACGUACAUCAAGCGCGCACGAGGCACCAUGAGCCGUGCGGAGGGAGCGAGGGAGCUGAAGAAGAUGGUCAUCUUCUCCAACCUCACCGUCUCCCAACUCCUCGACGACAUCCGAGGCAAGACCGACGAGCUUGCCACCAAGCCUGCAGGCUCGGCAGCGACUGGCGAAGGCUCGGGCCCGGCCGUGACAGCCGAGGAGGGUAAGAAGGAGGAGGAGAAGGAGGCGGAGGAGGAGGAGGGGUAUGAUGACGAGAUGCCGCUGCUGCAGUCUAUGAAGAAGACCAAGGGGCAGCAGAAGGAGGGCAAGGCACAGAAGGAAGUGUCUGUGAAGGAUGACUUGGAACUCAGGGAACGCCUGGACCUAUACAAGUCUUUCCUGCUGUUCUGCCUGCAAGGGGAUACCACCGGGAUGCCCAUGGGAACUAGCCUCACUGUCCAGAGGGACACUUCGGAUUUUGUCCGCCUUUCACAGCUGGGGGAUAUUCUCGGGUUGGCCCCUCCGGAGGUCUCGUCUGUGCAUCAGGGGUUGGCGGAGCAGGCGUUUAAGGUGCAAGCACAGACGCUCCUGGCUGACGGGCAGCUUACCAAGGCCCGUGCAGAGCAGCUGAAGAUCAUGCAGCGCGAACUGGGCCUGCCGGACGCUGCUGCGCAGAAGGUGGUGCAGUCUAUAACGAGUACGAAGAUGGCGGGCGCGAUCGACGCGGCGAUCAAGGCGGGGAGGCUGAGUGUGGACGAGGUGAAGCAGCUGAAGGAGAGCGGCGUGGAUAUCAGCAGUAUGGUGGCCGAGAAGGUUCGCCUGCAGAUGUAUACCAAGCUGGUUCAGAAGGAGUUUGACAAGGGCACGGGGGAUUUCGAUGAGAAGGAGCUGCUGGAGAAGCUGCCUGGGGAUCUGGGGUUAGAGGAGGAGGUGGCGCGGAAAACGGUGAAGGGGAUUGCGAGGGAGCGGCUCAAGGGAUCGCUUGUGCUGGCCGUGUCAAACCUCCGACAGAAGAAGCCCGACCUAGUGGUGUGUGCAGGGAUGGGGGAUGGUGGGACAGGUGGUGAUGGGAAUGGGGGUGAUGUGGUGGGGGAUGGUGGGAUGGGGGAGGUUGCUAUGCUGCGCAACAUGCUGGCAGACAGCACCUUUGAACACCUUGUGGCAGUGUUGAACAACAUGCUGGCGUGCGACAAGGCGGACUCGGCAACGGAGGCACUCAAGUGGACAGUGAAGGAGGAGCUGCUGGACCUCUACUCGCUCUUCCUCAGCAAGCACGAUGCCGAGAGCAGCGCUGCGGGCCGCAUGCGCGAGCUCCUUGGGAUUGACGAUGAGACGGCCGCCUCGCUCUCGGAGAUUGUGUCCAAGGGAGGGUUCAACAUGGAUUUGGACUCUUCUGUGGAGGAGAACUUUGUGUUUUAG